Molecule: messenger RNA, 2789 nt
Organism: Lytechinus pictus (painted urchin)
Lineage: Eukaryota; Metazoa; Echinodermata; Echinoidea; Temnopleuroida; Toxopneustidae
Exons: 11
Coding region: 3-2789 (928 amino acids)
Molecular function (GO): protein binding
Source: RefSeq, a predicted model, not a curated record
GAAUGGCGUUCCGGAUUCGUUCGUACUCUCUCAUAUUGGUUUCUUUAGGUAUGUUGGCUUUCUGCACUCUGCCUGCAAAGGGUAAUAGACAGUUCAUCUUUGCUCCGAUGCCAAACGAACAAGAUGAAAGUCCAAAUAUUGGUGUUGUUAUCCAGGCUUUGGAAGAAAACAACACUAAUAUCAAUGUACUUUUCCCUAUAAAGUUAUUUGAAGACCAAAUAACAUUGCCACCUGGAUCUGGUCCGUACAACUAUCCUCUACCAAACUCUCUGAUCAAACAAACAGCAACCGAUGUCCUUGACUCUACAGUUGUUUUAACAUCUGAUCAAAAUAUAAAAGUUAUUUCAUAUAACAUCGCAAAAUCUACAUCGGAUAUGUUUUCUGUUGUACCCAUGAAGAAUUUGGGUAAGGAAUACUUUUUAGCACUGUUUUCAAUAAUGACAAGCGAGAAAAAUUUUCGGGGUACAGUCACGAUAUCUGCUUUAGACAAGAAAGCAAUGAUUGAAAUAUUCCUGAAUUCUACUGUACAGUUUCAGAAUGCCAUUUAUUACAACGGUGACAUUUUGAGAUACAUUCUCCGACCAUUCGAAUCUCUACAGCUUCGUCCGAAAUAUACAAACAUAACGGGCUCUCGUGUCGUCUCGAACACAUCCGUUACAGUAACAGUUGGUACUGAUUGUGCUGAUGUUCCCGAAGGUAUCCAGUAUUGUGACCAUCUAGCAGAACAAUUAGCACCAUUUGAAGCAUGGGGAGAACUCCAUGUUUUAAGCCCAUUCCCAAUGAAACGUUCUGGAUAUCUAUUUCAGAUAGUAGCUGGUCGGAACAACACGACUGUCUCCUACAAAGGAACCAAACGUUAUAUGAAUAUGGGUGAUUAUAUAACAGUUGAUAUUCCAUCCCAAAAUAUGACUUUGAUUUCUGCAGACAAACCCAUUUCUGUCAUUCAGUAUGUCAAAGGGAGAAGAUCUGACGACGUGAGUGACCCAUCGAUGAUUCGAGUCAUUCCAGUCGAACAAUAUGUAAAAAGCACAGUCUUUCCUGUAGAAGAAGCCAACAGAUUGUCAACGAUGACAAAGAUUGAUACAGUCUAUCUUGAAAUCACCUCUGAGUGUAAAUACUUGAAUAACAUCUCGGUUUUCAAAAACUAUCAACCCUUGUCAAUAGAGUGGAUAGAGGAAUAUUCUCUAAAGAUACUAAACGGAACUGAAAUUUGCUCAAGAUGGUGUGUUGUUACCGAUGGUAGAUAUUCCGUAGAAAGUGAACGUGUCAUCACUGACGACGGACAGACGAUCUACCCAAGGUUUCGUGCUGUCGUAUACGCUUCAGGUAUUGAUGAAUCGUACUUAUACCGAGCAGGAUCAAGCGAUAGAUCAUUGAAUUAUAUUUCGGAAUCGGAUAAUGCUACGAACACAGGUCACCUCCAAGUUUUGAUCAACCCUCAUUUCGUCACGGUCAAGGCCACUGAACUCGUCGUAUCCUGGGUGAUAACAGAGGAUGGGGAUGGUCUCUUUGAUAGAUGUACUGCACUUAUUACACAUGUUACAGGAGACAGCAUAGCCCGGUCUGUCCUUAUCAACACCGAGCCACCAGUAAGCCUUUCAGGACUUCUUCCAGGAACCUCGUACUCCAUCAGGAUCAACUGCUCCAACAACUUCGGAAUCCAUGACUGGAUUGACUUUUCACCCGCGACCACUCUCAACGCUGUUCCUGAUAGACCUUCUGUGUUACACGAGACUGUUGGUGGAAUUGACACCCACAGCUUUCAAGUCAAUGUGCCGUCACAUACAACAUCGACUGGACAGAUCAGCUGCUAUGAAUUUAUCGCUGUUCAACUGCACAAUUCUUCGGGAAACAUUGACUCCGAUGGCGAUGCUUACAAUGAUGUCAGUGAUUACAACACCGCCAGUAACCAGAUAGGAAUUCCCUUCAGAGUGACGGUGCUCAAAUCCCUCCCGAUCGAUAACGUCAUCACGAUCGGAUCGGUGAUUGAGAGACAAUCAGAAUGCAACAUGGCGGAUGGACAUAGUAAAGAUGAUGAAAGAACAAAACGAGAUGCACGUAUUGUGAAUGGUACUACUCUCAAAGCAACCAAUGGUCCUCUUAUUCCAGGCGGAUAUUAUACCUGCUUUCUUCGAGUUUACUCACCAACCGGCGAAGGUGGGAAAUUCUACUACGCCAAUGGACCUGCAAUGAAACCAAUUCAGCUCAGACAUCUCCAAUCCAUUUUAGAAGAUGCCCAGAGUGGAAUGAAUUAUAGCGCAAUAGUCACACCACUCUCUUGCAUCCUUCUCCUUAUCCUGAUAAUCAUUGGAAUCGUCAUCUACAGACGUAAAAGAUCUAAUGAAGCCAAUGUGGCCCCUAAGUCAUCAGCCUAUGAAUCCCAGACAAAGCCGAAUGAGCAAAAAGCAGAGGAUUAUACCCGAUACAACCAAUUUUCUGGACAACAACCAUCAGAAGAUAUUUAUGAAAACACCGAGGCUCUACAUGAGGAUGAUGAAUAUCAGAACGUUACAUUUGAAUCGAAUUAUGCUGUGAAAUCAGCAUACCUACAGAAUAUGGAACCUGAUGAAGCCAAUGUGGCCCCUACGUCAUCAGCCAACGAACCCCAGGCAAAGCAGAGUGAGCAAACAGCAGGGGAUUAUACCCGAUACAACCAACCUUCUGGACAACAAGCAGGAGAAGAUAUUUACGAAAACCCUGAGGUUCUAAAUGAGGACGAUGAAUAUCAAAUGGUUACAUUUGAAUCGAAUUAUGCUGUGAAAUCAGCAUACCUACAGAAUAUGGAUUAA